This is a messenger RNA of Kwoniella botswanensis, 942 nucleotides long. RefSeq lists its product as uncharacterized. Gene Ontology annotation, cellular component: cortical endoplasmic reticulum; Golgi apparatus. Gene Ontology annotation, biological process: sphingolipid metabolic process; sterol metabolic process; intracellular sterol transport. The record is from RefSeq and is a predicted model, not a curated record. The coding region runs from base 1 to 942 and encodes 313 amino acids. The transcript is spliced from 3 exons. Lineage: Eukaryota; Fungi; Basidiomycota; Tremellomycetes; Tremellales; Cryptococcaceae.
AUGCCAGUGUGUACAAACUGCGCAUACCCAGCAGAAUACGUAUACACGACAUACAAGACAAAGUCAAAUAUCAGACUGGGCGUUUGUCCAAGAUGCGAUCAAUUCCUGGAUCCAUUGAUUGAACAUCCCGACUUGAUCAUCCUACUGGAUCUGAUCCUGCUGAAACCUCGAGUGUUCUUACACCUACUGUUCAACCGAGGUUCACCACCGUUCGACGCAGAUAAAGGAACGUCAGUCACAGGGGAAGAGCAACAUGAAGAGAGGAAGCGUAGCAUACAUCAAGAUCUAUGGAUAUUAGGUUGUCUUAGUAUCCUAGCUGAGACUUCAUUACGUCUAUUACCUUCUCUCACCAAUUCCAAUCCAAGGGGGAUCGACGCAUAUCAAGCUAUCGAGGUGGGAUUGAUAGUUUUGGUCGAAGGUAUAGCUCAACAUGGCACGACUCUUUGUUUGGCAUUAUUAGCUCUGAGGUUUAAAGGGUGGUACCCGAGUAGCAAUGCGAAAAACAACAUGGAUGAUAAAAAGAAGGAUGGUAGACAACAAGACUUCUUACCAUCCCUCAUACCGCUCACAAUACUAUACACCUCCCUCGUACCCUUACUUCUCCAAUUACUUUUAUCAAUAUGGUACACUCCCCCUCCAUCAAUCCAUGAGCAUCUUCCCGUAACUUUCACCUCCACAUCCUUUUUCUCAUCGCUACCCUUCGAAAUCCCCUCGGGACUGCUAGAGCUGGAAAAUGCUCUCAAUCACGCAUGGGCACGAUCCGAUAGGAUCUGGGUAGGGACGAGGCUACUAGCCGGGAUGAGUGCUGGUUUUGGGCUGAGGGUAUUAUUACCUACAAAACCUUGGGAAACCACUAUGAUCGUUCUGGCGGGCUGGUUGGGAGCUGCAUUCGUAUCGCAGGUGAUGAGCGGUGGUGUAAAUAUAGAUUAUGUAGCAUCAUGA